Caenorhabditis elegans is the source of this 1035-nucleotide messenger RNA. RefSeq names its product PAN-3 domain-containing protein (gene clec-251). NCBI's taxonomy places the organism in Eukaryota, Metazoa, Nematoda, Chromadorea, Rhabditida, Rhabditidae. The transcript is spliced from 6 exons. The record is from RefSeq and is marked reviewed. Bases 1 to 1035 code for a protein of 344 amino acids.
AUGAUUUUCUUGUCCAGUUUCUUCUACUUCUCAGUUUUCUUACUUCCUUUCACAAGUUGCGAUGUGAAAAUGAUAAAGAUUUUUGGAAAAGUCACCGAGACCACUGAGCCACAGGCUUUCGAUGCUGUAAAGGACUGUAUUGAUGAGUGUUUUGAGGAUUCAGAAUGCUUACUGGCAUUUUUCAAUUCAGCCUGCUUCCAUUAUUAUGUGAGUGAUCAAUCGAUAACUGUCGUGGAAACUGAUCGAAGUGAGGGGAGCUAUGUGGCUUUUAAGACAGAAUUGCCAGAUGCCACUUGUCCUGCCUCCUACAAGGAUAUCAAGUACUCUGUGACAUCUGACUCCGGAGAUAUAUAUUCUUGGAAGAAAACUGAUGCUGGAUGGAGCUAUAGCCAAUGUAGGGAAGGUUGGGAAAGGUUCCAGAAAACGGAGCAAGUUGUGUGGUGUGUAAAAGUAAUGGUAGAGCAAGUAACUCAACAGGUUGCAAAGGACAAAUGUAUCGAGCAAGGUGCAGUGCUUGCUGAAAGUGGAACCUUCGAGGAAUGCGAAUGGAAACAAGAUACUGUAGCAACAGGAGAUAAUAUGAAAAAUCGUCAAAAGAGACAAGCAUUAUGUGUGGACUCUUGUCUACCAUUAACACAAGAAACAGAAGGCCAGUAUGGAUUGACACCAUCCACAAACUUUUACAUAUCCUACAGUACGGAGAACGGAUGUAUGAUGGCCGUCAUUACAUGCGUAGGCGGUGGUGCUACAAGUUUUGAAUAUUCGAUUGUUUCUAAAAAACAUGUCUACAUUGAAUACGAUUCUAAAGAGUUGAACGUUUUUAAAGUGCAACUCUCAUGUUAUGAGUACGGCUGGGCUGCAUUCACAUACACAGAAAAUGCCGUUCAGAACAAUAUGAUAAGCUGCGACGUUGAUUUCCAAAUACCGACAACAUCAACCAUAGCCACAACAACUGAAGCAUCGCCAUCCACCUCAACGGAAAGUACUUCCACUCCCCGGGAACCCAGUUGUUACCACUGUUACUAUAAACUGUGA